Molecule: messenger RNA, 648 nt
Organism: Racocetra persica
Lineage: Eukaryota; Fungi; Glomeromycota; Glomeromycetes; Diversisporales; Gigasporaceae
Source: the annotation of a GenBank genome assembly
AUGGAAAUUGAAUCUUCUAAGAGCGCACAACCAGACAUUUCCCAUGAAAGAGAAGUUCCUAAAGAACUUGAACUUGAUGUAUAUAUUGGCCUUCAUAAUGGAUAUCCUAUUACGCAAAUUGAUUGUUCACCUAAGAUGAAGUAUGUUGCUACAUUGAGUGAAUUUGAUAAAUCCGUGGCCUUGUGGUCUAUUGAUCCAAACCAACAAAGUUUGCGAUAUGAAAACAUAAUUUUAAUCAAAAAUAUUGAUGUUGGAUCAGAAACUUUAACGACCUUUACAGUUUCAGAUGAUGGUGGAAGCCUUGUAAUGGUCAGCAUUAUAGAACACAAAGCAUAUAUUCUUGUUCCAGAAAAAACAAAUGAUGGUGUCAAAUGGAUUUUCCAAUCAUCAAUUGAACUGAAAAAUUUUGAUACCUCAGACAAAGUAUACAUAACUCCCAAAGGAAAAUUAAUAUUUUUUAAAAAAAUGACGUAUGAGAUCACAAUAUGGAAUUUAGAAACUUUGUCAGUUGAAUCACAAAUUUUGUUGGAUUGGAAUUGUAAUUUCGAACCAAUUCAAAUUGGGUUAAGUGACGAUGAAGAACUAUUAGGAUUAGGAAUAGCUGCAAACGCAGCAAACAGUUCAACAUUAACUUAUUGUCAUUACAAA